This is a messenger RNA of Salmo salar (Atlantic salmon), 1518 nucleotides long. Its product is annotated as scrapie-responsive protein 1. Gene Ontology annotation, cellular component: neuron projection terminus; Golgi apparatus. The record is from RefSeq and is a predicted model, not a curated record. NCBI's taxonomy places the organism in Eukaryota, Metazoa, Chordata, Actinopteri, Salmoniformes, Salmonidae.
CCUCUCUUAGCCCCUCUACCGUACUUGCCUGUAAGCAUGGCGUUAUUUUCGUGCUUGUGCAGAGUGAGGAUUUAAUCAAUGCCCUUGGUUAUUUCUCUCUCCCCUGGAGAGAGGGGAGAGAUGGUCAUACUCUUAGCAUGGGGUAGAGUAGGGAUAAAGACUCCUCUGUUUUCUGUUUUAUACUUACGAAAUGUACCCAAUGAAAACGGGUCAGAAGCUACUGCCGUUCCUGAGGAGAGCACUAAAUAAGCUUGAUCAAAAUGAAGCCACUACUCAUUGCUGCUAUUCUCUUGGUUGGACUAUUGGCAAUGGGCAGCGAGGCCAUUCCAUCAAACCGCUGGUCCUGCUACAAGAAAGUCUUGAAGGGCAGGGACUGUCGCAAUGUUGGCAUCUCCAACGGAGUUGCGAACAUGCGACCCAUCGAUUCCCUGCAGAACCAUUUCUGGGAGGGGAACAAAUGCGACAUGGUGUGCUACUGUAACUUCAGUGAGCUCCUCUGCUGCCCAAGGGAUGUCUUCUUUGGACCCAAAAUCUCCUUUAUAAUUCCAUGCAAAACCAUCUGAGCCAUCAGUCGUUUGAAUGGACAGUGAACACGGACGGUGCAAUCUUCUGAAUUGAAACAAGAGUAAAGAGUAAAUGGGGCCAAGGGGGAUGGGCCCAUCCAAUCCGGACUACAGAAUUACAUGCAUUUCAUUCUUCACUUGGAGACAGCUACAAUGACAAGUUCAGAAGGCUGGAGCUAAAACAAGAGCACAAGCUUUGAAGCUGAAAAAAAAGAGACCCACCUUUCACAAUACUUGGGCCUACAAAUUAAAUGCUUUAUAUUCAGUCUCAAAUACAGCACCAAGUAUAUUUAUUAUCUGUGAAGAGAAUUCAAUAAAUGCAGCCCGUGUCCCUCCUUUGCCAAGGCUACAGUUCAACACUUGUAUAUCUGACUUGGCAGACCCUUCAUUUGGCAUUUGCAAUGAUGUGACACUCCCCAUUAUCUACACCCACACGUAAACAGAUCUCACUAUUUGGCAAUAGUCGUAGUACAGUAAUACCACGAGUGUGCCUUUAUAUUGAGUUAUUGCACAUCGAAAAAUAUGAUUCAAUAGUUAAUAGUAUGCCAUUCAUGAGAGACAUUGCAUUUUAUAUUCAAGGCUAUUAAAUGCCAUAAAUGUCAGCAGGAUCAUAAAAUGUGAUGUUGUGAUGAGCCUAUGAAGCAUGAUUUUACAUGGAUGAAACAAGUAGGCUGUACAACUGUAUUGUAAAUGUCUUUGCGAAAGGAUUAUAGUAUUGUGUGUGUUACUAGGCCUAACUAACUGUAAGUCGCUCUGGAUCAGAGCUUCUGCUAAAUGACUCAAAUGUAAAUGCAAAAUGUAAUUAACAUAGCACUACAGAUCACCUAGACUGGUGGAGCUGUUUUAACAAGUUGUUCUACUGCUCCAUGACAUCUCCCUGUACUUAUCCAAUGAUUUUAUAUCAAUUACAACACUGUAUAUGAGAACAUUAAUAAACAGAUCGGUUUGAGUGUUA